Lachancea sp. 'fantastica' is the source of this 774-nucleotide messenger RNA. The record is from the annotation of a GenBank genome assembly. Lineage: Eukaryota; Fungi; Ascomycota; Saccharomycetes; Saccharomycetales; Saccharomycetaceae.
AUGCCUUUCAAGCUUGUUACUACGCCCCACAAAAAACAGGACCUCCCCACCUCGAAAGACGAGAUCGUAAGCGUGGCUAAAGAGCUCAUCGAUGAGGUCUGCACCAGCUGGAAAAAGGGAAAGGCUUUUCAUCAUACCCUCAGCGUCAACCCGACUUUGGACUCCGACAGAGUAGAGGUGCAGACAUACCACACCAACCGCGGCAAAGAAUUCUGGCUAAGCCGUGUCAGUGAGCACCGGUUGGAUACUUCAACUUAUGAGCGUUUGGUAAAAGUGCUAAACGGAAGCGAAAAAAGGGACACACAAUGGGUCCUACCGGACAGAACGGCACGUUCCCGUGCCGAAAAGGAAUACAUAGAGACACUCAGCCAUGUGGAAAUCUUGGAGACCACAACUUCUGGCUGGGUGGGUGUUUACCUUGAAUACGAGCUGGGGAAGCCCUUGACAACUCGUGAGUUCCACGAAUGGGUUUACGUGGUGCCUCCAUUUUCUACUGCGGACGCCAGCGCGGAAACCUGUAUGGUGGUAAGCGUUGUGGCCGAUGCAUCCAUGAAAGACCCUGUUGCGCACACACCCGCAAUUUACGUUAGUGUGGAAUCGCUAGACUACAACUACGACACUCAAAAACUAGUGUGGAAAAUGGCGACCACAAGCGAUGCUGGUGGAAACGUGCCGAAAUGGAUUCAGAACGCAAUGAUUGCGAAAACGGUGGUCAAAGACGUGAGCUUCAUGUUCGAAUGGCUCGGGAACGGGCACGACAGCGACAACAAAUAA